AUGUUUUUUACCCUUUUAAAUCAGUUGGUUUCUUCAUUAUUUGAAUUAUCUAAGGCGGCUAACCAAACUGCCUCUUCCAUUGUAGAUUUUUAUAAUAAUAUAGGAGAAGAUGAAGAAGAAAAGAUAGAGGCAUUCACAACGUUAACAGAAUCCUUACAAACUUUAACUUCUGCCACUAAUCAAUUCCACAGCAUCUCUAGCGAUUUACUUAAUCCAGUAGAUGAUGAAAAGGAAAUCAUCGCUCCUUCUAAGACACCUUUGAAGAGAAAGGUUGAACGUGAUCCAAAUGCUCCAAAGAAGCCAUUGACUGUUUUCUUUGCUUAUUCUGCUUACGUUCGUCAAGAACUUCGUGAUGCUAGACAAAAAGCUGGUCUUCCUCCAUUAUCUUCUACAGAAAUUACUCAAGAAAUUUCCAAGAAAUGGAAAGAAUUAAGUGAUAAUGAAAAGGAAAAAUGGAAGCAAGCUUACAAUGUUGAAUUAACGCAUUAUCAAAAGGCUAAACAAGACUAUCUAGAGGCUAAGAAGAAUGGUACAUUUACCGCUUCAGAAGGUCCGGUCCAUGCUCCAGUUGGUAUUCCAUUCAAUCUUCUUCAAAAUGAAGAUCGUUAUGAUAGUGACAAGAGACCUCGUGAAGAAGACGUUUCAAUGUCUUCUGAAAAGAAAAAGAAAAAGAAGAAGAAGGAUAAGAAGAAGGACAAAUCUUCCAGUAACGUGUGA
This is a messenger RNA of Kazachstania africana CBS 2517, 717 nucleotides long. It is a transcript of the gene HMO1, whose product is annotated as Hmo1p. The record is from RefSeq and is a predicted model, not a curated record. The transcript has a single exon. Bases 1 to 717 code for a protein of 238 amino acids. Lineage: Eukaryota; Fungi; Ascomycota; Saccharomycetes; Saccharomycetales; Saccharomycetaceae.